UCGGCGCAUUAUUUUCUUCUUCCAUGUGACUCCUCUCCUCAUUUCAUUCUCUCUCUCUCUCUCUCUCUUCACCAUCACACACACAUUGCCAUGGAAUCAAAGCUACUCUUAAUUCCCAUCCUCGCUCUCCUCUUCACUCUGUCCUCCGCAAUGGCGGAGGCGGACGGCGGCCUCCAAUUGAGGAACGAAACCCUAGAAUUCCAGCUGGAAUCGCCGUUCGAGUUCGAGGAGGAAGAAGAAACCGGAGAGCGUAGAUCUCUGUACUGGCACGCGAAGAAGUACUACAUUUCCUAUGGCGCGCUGUCGGCGAAUCGAGUGCCGUGCCCGCCGCGCUCCGGCAGAUCGUACUACACUCACAACUGCUUCAGAGCCCGUGGCCCCGUCCAUCCCUACACCAGAGGCUGCUCCGCCAUCACCAGAUGCAGGAGAUGAGCUGCUCACUGCAUUCGAUCCUCAAUUUUCCUUUUCAUUAAUGCGAUGAAUUGUUCAAUUACUGCUUGCUUUCGUUUGCUUUUCAUUUUUCUAGAUCUGAGUGUUUGUCUACGUUUAUUAUUUUUUUUUUAUUGUCGAGAAUGGGAAUGAAUGUUGCAGUUGAAGUUGAA
This is a messenger RNA of Salvia hispanica, 602 nucleotides long. NCBI's taxonomy places the organism in Eukaryota, Viridiplantae, Streptophyta, Magnoliopsida, Lamiales, Lamiaceae. The record is from RefSeq and is a predicted model, not a curated record.